Cyprinodon variegatus (sheepshead minnow) is the source of this 701-nucleotide messenger RNA. It is a transcript of the gene txnb, whose product is annotated as thioredoxin. The record is from RefSeq and is a predicted model, not a curated record. Lineage: Eukaryota; Metazoa; Chordata; Actinopteri; Cyprinodontiformes; Cyprinodontidae. Bases 132 to 455 code for a protein of 107 amino acids. The transcript has 5 exons. Gene Ontology annotation, molecular function: protein-disulfide reductase activity.
CGGCUGCGGUUCACUCUAGCUUGACUGAGUCUUUAAAAACGACUGGGCGUUCGCUGAAACUAAGGUAUUUUUUUUCCACACAACCAGAAGCUAGCUGCCGUUAUCUUGGCACGCAUCCAAAGAACGCUAUCAUGGUCCGUGUAGUGGAGAAUUUGGGCGAGUUCCAGUCUGCCUUGAAGGAAGCAGGAAACAAACUGGUGGUGGUGGACUUCACAGCUACCUGGUGUGGUCCUUGCAAACAGAUUGCACCAGAAUUUGUUAAACUUUCAGAGCUUCCUGAGAACAAGGAUGUGGUUUUCUUGAAAGUGGAUGUGGAUGACGCUGAAGAUGUGAGCACCCACUGCAAAAUUUCAUGCAUGCCCACAUUCCAUUUCUACAAAAAUGAACAGAAGGUGUUUGAGUUCUCUGGCGCCAACCUGGCAACACUGAAAAGCAAACUUGAAGAGCUGAGAUAGGCAUCAAAGUACCCCACCCCGACGUCUGAUGCCAUUACCUUCUCAACAUACCUGAGACAAUUCACCUAAACCAUAAUGUCCUCUAUAUGUCCCACCCUUCCUGUGACGGCCUUGUUGUCCUGUUUUUAGAUCAGCGUGUCCAUCAACUGAAUUCAUUUCCAACCUGACUAAAGUAUGUUCUAAAGUAACCUAGUGUCUCAACCCUUCUGUAUAUUUUCACUGAAGUGAAUAAAGUUAUCCAUGAAU